Molecule: messenger RNA, 1365 nt
Organism: Serinus canaria (Common canary)
Lineage: Eukaryota; Metazoa; Chordata; Aves; Passeriformes; Fringillidae
Gene: OPRL1
Product: opioid related nociceptin receptor 1
Exons: 3
Coding region: 1-1107 (368 amino acids)
Biological process (GO): neuropeptide signaling pathway; sensory perception of pain
Cellular component (GO): neuron projection; membrane
Molecular function (GO): neuropeptide binding; nociceptin receptor activity
Source: RefSeq, a predicted model, not a curated record
AUGGACCCGCUCUUCCCUGCCCAUAUGUUUGAAGACCCCGACCUGAGGAAGCUGCUGAACGACUCCUCCAUGCUCAACCUGAGCUUUCUGCCCAGCAACUGGUUCAACAACAGCACCGGGGACGGUUUCCUGCCGCUCAGCAUCAAGAUCACCAUCGUGGUCGUCUAUUCCAUCGUGUGCAUUGUGGGGCUGGUGGGCAACUGCUCCGUCAUGUAUGUGAUCGUCAGAUUCACCAAGAUGAAGACAGCCACCAACAUUUACAUCUUUAACCUCGCCCUGGCUGACACCCUGUGCCUGAUGACCUUGCCCUUCCAGGGAACAGACACAUUCCUGGGCUUCUGGCCCUUUGGCAAUGUCCUGUGCAAGAUUGCCAUCUCCAUUGACUACUACAACAUGUUCACCAGCACCUUCACGCUGACCAUGAUGAGCGUGGACCGCUACAUUGCCAUCUGCCACCCCAUCAAAGCCCUGGACAUCCGCACGCCCCACAAGGCCAAGGUGGUCAAUGUUUGCAUCUGGGCACUGGCUUCUGUCUUUGGCAUCCCAGCCAUGGUGAUGGGAUCUGCAGAGAACGAGAACAACGAGAUCGAUUGUCUAAUUAAGCUCCCUUCUCCCGUGGACUACUGGGAUCCAGUGUUUGGCAUCUGUGUCUUUCUCUUCUCCUUUAUGAUCCCUGUGUUGAUCAUCACCAUUUGCUACAGCCUCAUGAUCAGGCGGCUCAAGAACGUCCGUGUCCUCUCGGGCUCCAAGGAGAAGGACCGCAACCUGCGGCGCAUCACCCGCAUGGUGCUGGUGGUGGUGGCAGUCUUCAUCGUUUGCUGGACUCCCAUCCAGAUCUUCGUGCUGGUGCAGUGCUUGGGUGCCAAGGCAGAGAGCGAGCUGGAGCUGGCCAUCUCCUGCUUCUGCACCGCGCUGGGAUACGCCAACAGCAGCCUGAACCCCGUGCUCUACGCCUUCCUGGAUGAGAACUUCAAGGCGUGCUUCAAGAAGUUCUGCUUCCCCACCGCCUUCAGGACCGAGCUCCAGAUGUCCAACAGGAUGUGCAGCAUCGCCAAGGAUGUGGCCUACGCCUGCAAGAACUCAGAGGGGACUAACAAUCCGGCCUGACUAGGCAUGGAAAUCCCCAUGGUGGCUGUCGCCCAGCAGAGUCCGACCACCCCCACGUCAGAACUGACUCAGAUAACGGCCCUUUAGCAGGACCCCAAAACUGAGAGGUGAGAAACCAAGGAAACAAUUGUGGGGGUUGGGAGACCAGGAUUCUGCAAGAGCAAGCAGAGAAAGUGAGCCCGUUUGAUGCAUUUUUAAUUCCAGUGCAUCCUGCACUAAGGAAUGUGUUUGAAAUCAGUCCGCUGAUUCCUGCAAAAC